AUCCUUCCCAGGGUGCCCUCGACUCUUUCCCGCGCAAAUGCUUCCAUCCCUCCCACAUUCAAAACCCUCUACCAAAGCGCAGAAGAAAAAACCCCCCCCGCCAUGGAAACCGAAUCCCACGUCCCUACCCCACCGCUAACGGACGCUGAUAUCAUACGCCUCGCCAACCAACACCCUCAGCCUCCCCAAGCCUGCGCAACCCUCUUAUCCUCCACCCCGCAAUCCACCCUCCUCUCCUUCCUCCACGCCCGCUCCCUCUCUCCUUCCCCCUCCGUCCACGUCACCGAAUACCUCUCCUCCCUCCUAUCUCUCAUUUCCCAAAAUGCCCCUCCAAGCCCUUCAAUUUCCUCCCUAAUGUCCUCCCUUCUCAUCUCCUACCUCCGCCUCUUCUACUCCCAUAAAAUCCCCCACGACUCGAAUUCUUCCAGAAUCUUCCAUCUUUUCUCCCUCCAUCUUCCCAAAAUACCCCUCCCUCCUCUCAUCUCCGAGAUCCUCUCCAAUCUCUCCGAAAUUGCAGGCCCCGAUGACGCCCACCCUCUCGACCUCCUCCCUCGAUCACUCGACCUCGUCCGGUCAUCGGAUGAGAUCGAAGGGACCAACGACUACAUCGACUCUGUGCUUGGCCAGAUCGUGUCGGUUGACUGGUCCAAGGCUCUACUUAUCAAGAUUGUCUCCCUCCUCCGUGAAUUCCCACCGCUGGAUAAAGCCCGGGCGAGGGAUUUUCUCGAGAAGGUUUUUAAUGGAAUGAGGAACGUUGAUCUGCAGGACCUGCCGUCACUUGUCUACCAGCUGCUGCUCCUGGGUUCAAAGGGUGGGUUCGGUAAGCGGACUGUGGUUGAAGGGAUAGUAGGCUUCUUUGGGGCAGUGGUGGGGUCGAGGGCGACGGCGGCGAUUGUCCGGCAGGUUGAGGGGACGGUGCUACUGCAUGUGAAUUUCGCGGUGAAGCAAGAUUCUUCGCUGGGGCAGGAGGUUUUGGGGAUCGUGCGAUCAGAUAUGAGGGUUUUUAAUCAUUUUGCGGUCACGGUUUUGCUGUCGGUUGCGAGGGUUCGGAGGUUUAGUGAGAGCGCAAUGGGUGUACUGAAAAUGGCCGUGGUUACGACGUAUCGAGGGUACCGAUUCGCAAGAGAUUGUAAAUGGUUGCCGGAUAGUUUGAAAAAAGACUCUCUCCAUACAGCUAAAAGAGUGGAGAAGGCUGUGAUACGAGCUAUUAAUGAGAGCAACUAUGGAAGGGAGCACAUUGUGUCCAGCAUCAUUCAGUUUGGCUUUGGUUUGCUAGAAUCAGUUGAAGGCUCCAACGGAGAAGAUUUUUCCGACUCUGAUGGUUUGAUGGGCACCGGAGAACUCGGCAUUCAGAUACUGAAGACUCUGUUUGAAGUCCAUGACAUGGCAAGAAACGAGAUAAUUGAACAGUGCAAAUUUCGCAUCCUUUCUCUGAAGCCUCAACAAACCAUGCCAAUCAUCAGACUGAUCAGCUGUCUGGUUCAGAGUUAUCCCUAUCCCACGCUCGAACAUGUUGCACGGCUGAAGGAACUUUUGGAUUACUUCACUUUCAUGCAUGAUAAAACUUCCAUCUCAUUCGUUACUGCUAUAUUGCCACUCAUGAAAUUCAGCCGUGAUCUGCAGGAUUACACAAUUUUGGUCAUGCGGAAGGCCAUGUUUAGAAGAGAAGAUACAGUCCGUAUUGCUGCUACUAAUGCUAUUAUUGAUCUGAUUGUCGCGGACAAACAAUCCAAGAAUAAUGGUCCAAAUUCAAUGCAAGAGUCUUCCAGCCAAGCUAGUUGCAGCCAGCAAGCCGGGAUUCCCUGUGGGAUGGGAACAGGCCUCUUUCAAGACCUGAGUGGAUUGCUCCGCAGAUGCCUUUCACAACAGGCUAGAGUUAAAGAGGUCAUGUAUCAGGGGCUUGUGAAACUUGUCAUGUUGGACCCGUUCAUUGCAGGGCCUGUCUUUGAUUUCCUGUGGCCUCACUUUCUUUCCUUUUACCAUGAGGAUGAAGACGUCCAGCUUAGUGUUAGCAGUUGCAUUAAACUGGAGAAUGGCAAAGCUUGCCUUGAAGAACCUUUAGAUUGCCUCCUAUCGUGUGUCUCUUGGAUUCUUCUCCUCCAGUCACAUAACAAAACAGAUCGUCCAUCAGAGUAUUCAUGGCCAUGUUUUGGGUUCUCUCUUUCUCAAGAGAACGAGGCAGGAAGAGUUUCCUCUAGCGAAUCUUUCUCAAAUGCUUUAUUAAAUAUACGGAAGUUGUUGAGAAAUGGCUGUUUGGAAGAUGUUAUAGCCAAGUGUCAGGAUCCAGGCUCUUGUGCUUUUGAAGGAGAGAAGGGUAGCUACUCUUCUUGGAUAUUGUCAGGAAUUGUCGAGGUAUUGUUAAAUGCAGUUGCAACAGAGUUGGAGAAAGCUACAGAAACAGAAAAGGUGGAUCUUGAAAAAGAACUUUUGGAGCUCAUCAAUCUGUAUGAUUCUUUGCAAAAGGUUGCAUGCAAUACUAAACAAGGGAAUGGUCUUGCAAAGGGAUCGUCAAGAUCUAUUACUCAAGAUAUCCUGGAAAAGUCUGAUCAGAACACCAAAGAAGGUCCACGUGCCACCCUCCUGAAAUUGUCUCAAGCAAGAAGUCCUUUCUUGUCAACUUCAAGUAUUCAUCAGCUGUUAGUGACCGCACUGAAGUUAUAUAAUGUUGAUGCUUCUAAUACCCAUACAGUUUCUCAGAAUCACAGCCAAUCAUCAUCUUCAUCCAAGACAUCAUUUCACUGUUCGAAACUGAUUGCCUUUGUGUUGAAGGCUUGCCUUCAUCUACUAAAAUCUUUCCCUGCCAUGCCAAAUGAUGAUCCAUUGAAGACCUUGAUCUAUGGAGAUAUCAAAGUGUUGGGAUGCCCACUGUUGCAGUUGGUGUUGCUGCUCAAGUCAAGCUCUAAGUCAGGGAGGGAUAAAAAGAAAAAAGAAGCUAAGGGCAAGAAAACCUUGGAAGAUCGAGGGGAACAGAUCCUCCAGUCGUUGGUUUGUUUGCAUGAACUGCUUAAAAUAAGUCUACAUGGGCCUCAUUGGACUGGAUUGAUUGAGGAUUUGGUGUCUGCAUCCUCAUUUGAACAUGAUUUAGAAAAUGGUGCAGAUGCCUGUGGGGAUGGUGAUAGUGGGGUAGCCACAAUGGUUGAUGAUCAACAUGUGAGAAGUAUGCAUUUGUUCCUAGAAAAAAGAAUCAAGCCUUUGCUCUCUGAGCUACUUGAUCUUUCACUUCACCGGGAAUCUGAGGUUGUCUCCGAGAUGAUGUUGAUGAUUGGGAACAAACUUUCAUGUAAGCUACGGAACUUCUAUGGGUCGUGGGCCGUUUGUAUUUGCAAGAGCAAUUCAACAGUGAAUUCCAGAGCUGCUCAACGUGUGGUAGCACUUGUCAUCUAUUUAAGUUCACCUCCUAAUGAUUUAAUGGUUGCACAAGACAUGGCAUCUGAGCUCUUGAAAGUCAUUGGGUCUGAUGAGAGGGACGCAUUACAGAAGUCCGAAAUUUAUCCUGUGAUAAAUCAUUCAACAGAGAAUGCAAUAGCUACUAUGUUAUUGCAAUUUAUUGAAUCUGUUCUUGUUGAUGUAGACUGGGCCAUAAAGAAGUUGAAGGCAUUUUCCAACAUUGGUCAUGAAAUCAUCAACCUUGACAAUAGUGAUCCUUGUGGGGAAAGGGCACCUGGACUGAUACUGGAAGAGGCACUUUACUCUAGGUCAGAAGCUCUGGUGAAUUUGUUAUCAUCUUUUGCAGAGAUGAGCCUCAAAGAUCCUCAUGCAGAGCAAUUCUUAAAAUCAACUGCAAAGUUCUACAAGCAUUUGGCUCAUAUGACAAAACUUAGGAUUGCUCCUAAAGGGUGCAAACAACCUUUACCUGGACAAAAGUUCCAGAGGCUAGCUGAAGUAACUUGCAAAAAGCUUACUGCUCCACUAUACAACUUUGUGGCUUUGAUGCAAAGGAAUCAACAAGAAAAUGUGCAAAACAGGGGAAUUAUUAAAAAGAUCAAAAGAGAGAACAGAUGCAUUCCAGAUCUGAUCUUUCAAAUAGAAGAUUACGAGAAAUAUCUCAUCCAACUUAGCAAAUUGACCAAAGUCAACCUGCUGAGGCAUGCCAAGCGCAGCACUGCCCGGGAUUUUAAGAUACUAGAUGCAAAAAAGGUAGCUAGACCAGAAGAGCCACCUGAACGCGAACCUAGCCAGGUAAAUCCUGCUGCAUCUCGGAAUGACUCGAGUGAGGAAUCUGAAGGUGAGGAAGAAAGUGAGUCUGAGAAGGUUGUAUUGCCUGAAGCCGAUACUGUUGCAGCAGCGGAGAAUUCAGGAUCUGAUAGUGAAGAUCAACAGAUAGUUAUGAAAACCAAGAGGGUAGCGAAAAAGCGCAAGGUUGUGCAGGACUCGGAUGAAGAAGCAUAGUGAAAAAACAAAGUUUAUGUGAAAGGAAUGGGAAACUUUAGAGACUCUUUACGCAUUGGGAAUCUCAAAUAAAUGGAAGCUGACUCGAUACCAUGCCGCGAACUUCAUUUUGAUCGGCUUCUAGUGUUUUGAAGGUUGAGGGAAUGCGUAGCAUGGUCAUUUGCCAAUGGCGUCCACAGGUUGACAAGACAGGCAGUGAAUGCAAGAGUAUCUGCAGGGUUUUGAUUAAACAGCGGGAAGAAAAACACAGCAUGAAAACGGAUUUGUCAAUUGAGUGAUGGGUGCUCAAGAUUCUGUUCGCAGUUUUUGAUCUUUACCCAUUUCUUCAUUCUAAAGUGGGAGAAAAAUGAGUUGGAUUGUUCUCAGGGCUGUCCCAUUGGUGAUGGGGCAUGAAUAUUAUGCAGGUAUGGACUCUUGUAACAAAAUUUCUGUAAUCUCAAUCUCAAAUAGAGUUAGCUGAUGUUUUUCAAUACCAUAUUACCUCUUUUAUCUUGAGUAAAACAGCUGCUGAUUUUAUGUUGUAAGCAAACAGGCUUUGUACAAACAUAUUUUGAUAAGAAAUUAUCACAGACAGGUAGGCAGUAUGCGUGAACGUUCACAU
This is a messenger RNA of Magnolia sinica, 4990 nucleotides long. RefSeq lists its product as uncharacterized. The record is from RefSeq and is a predicted model, not a curated record. Gene Ontology annotation, biological process: DNA repair. The transcript has 13 exons. The coding region runs from base 103 to 4389 and encodes 1428 amino acids. NCBI's taxonomy places the organism in Eukaryota, Viridiplantae, Streptophyta, Magnoliopsida, Magnoliales, Magnoliaceae. Gene Ontology annotation, molecular function: DNA polymerase binding.